Lathyrus oleraceus (garden pea) is the source of this 636-nucleotide messenger RNA. RefSeq names its product organelle RRM domain-containing protein 6, chloroplastic. The transcript has 4 exons. Gene Ontology annotation, molecular function: RNA binding. Lineage: Eukaryota; Viridiplantae; Streptophyta; Magnoliopsida; Fabales; Fabaceae. The coding region runs from base 112 to 378 and encodes 88 amino acids. The record is from RefSeq and is a predicted model, not a curated record.
GCUAAUACAAAUAUUUAAGAGUUGAUAAUCUAACAUGGUUUUAUUAAUCCACAGAUAAAAAAUCACAAAUCUUUCGUAUCAUUCUCCACCAGAAUCUGGAAUCAAACAAACAUGUCUCAACGAAUCGGAACAAGGCUAUUUGUCAGCAGACUAUCAUUUUACACUACAAACGAACAGUUCGUGAACUUGUUCUCACCAUUCGGAGCACUUAAAGAAGCUUCACUUGUGAUAGACCCAAAAACCAAAAGACCUAAAGGUUUUGGUUUUGUCUCGUAUGAGUCUGGAAUUGAAGCAGAAAAGGCUAUGAAAGCGUUAAAUGGAAGGAUAGUUGAUGGAAGGCUAAUUUUUGUCGAACCUGCAAAAGUGAAGGAUUCUUGAUCCAUGAUUUCUUUCCAUGUUCAAAUCUUGUGUGUAUUUCUGAUCAUUUUUAGAUAUCAAAUCACACUUGAUCAAAGCGCAUCAACUUUAUGUUCUUGCUUAAAGUUGUUCUGUUUUAUUUAUCAUUCAAUCGUUUAACUUGGGACAUUAUAUUGUACAAAUAAGAGUAUCCAUUUUCGAAAUAACGCUACAAGACAUUAGCAAAAAUUUAUUGCAGUUGGUAUAGAAAGUUGAAGUGGUAGAGUGUUUAUUGUUUUA